This is a messenger RNA of Diprion similis, 3624 nucleotides long. RefSeq names its product phospholipase D2 (gene Pld). Gene Ontology annotation, biological process: phosphatidic acid biosynthetic process; intracellular signal transduction; cell motility. Lineage: Eukaryota; Metazoa; Arthropoda; Insecta; Hymenoptera; Diprionidae. The transcript has 16 exons. Gene Ontology annotation, molecular function: D-type glycerophospholipase activity; phosphatidylinositol binding. The coding region runs from base 144 to 3563 and encodes 1139 amino acids. The record is from RefSeq and is a predicted model, not a curated record.
CCGAUUUCCGGGUAUACCGAUGAUUUCUUGCCAGAUAACGUUGAUACAUGUUCCAUACUUUGUAGCUAAAAUUAUUUUCACUUGACAUAAAACGGGCACAAAUCUUGAUCUACAAGAGCAGUAGUAAUAGCUAAUACUUUAGAAUGUCAGACGACAAAGAGGUAACCGCUGUUAAGGAUAUUGGAACCGUUAGUCACAACGGUCCCAUGACUCCUGAUUCUGACUACGAUGACUAUCUGGGAAUUCCUGAUUCAUUCAAACUGUCGUUGGACCAGCACCAGAAUGCUGCUGUACUGCAAACCCAGGAAGGAGAAGCAGAGCCUGAUAACAGAGGCCCCGUAUCCUUCAAGAAGUUCUCGACAAUUCACACCCCAGCAGUGAAAUUCAACAGUCAAGAUCGCAAUGUAUUCAUCCCUGGGGUUAAAAUAGAAGUAAAAAUCAUUGACAACGAACGCAGUGUUACAACGCAUCCAUUGAACCCAAAUUUAUACACAAUUCACCUGAAGCAUGGGAUUUUUGACUGGAAGAUAAAGAAACGAUACAAACAUAUACAGAUGCUGCACAAUCAGUUGAAAAUCUACAGAGCUAGUUUAAAUAUCCCUUUUCCAACCAAAAGUCAUAGGGAUAGGAGGAACAGUUAUAAAAAUUAUGAAUCAAUCGGACCAAAAGGCCGAACGAAGGGGGCCUUGCCCAGAUUUCCUAAUAAACCGGAUGGCCUCGUACCCUACGAACAACUGAGCCACAGAAUGCAAGUACUUCAGGAAUACUUCGAGAACCUACUUCAAAUUGAAAUCUAUAAACGUCACCCAGAUACUAUUGCCUUUCUGGAGGUAUCCCACCUUACCUUCAUUGCAGACUUGGGCCUAAACGGAAAAGAAGGAUUGAUCAUGAAGCAAACUGGAUCAGGUUCUAAAACUGGCUGUAAUAUGUGCGGUUUGUUAGAAGGAAUGUGCUGCGUCCGUUGUAGCUACUUUUGCACAUCUAUAUGUGGGACUUGGCAUUCGAGACAUCUUAUUGCAAAAGACACAUUCAUCGCAUAUAUCAGGCCUGCUGAUGGAAGAAUAAAAUCCGUUAUUUUGAUGGAUCAAGGAUUCGAAGUUAGUUCGAGAAUGUAUUCCACAGGCUUGAGAAAUGGCUUGCAGAUAAUGAAUUUGAGCAGGCAGAUAGUUAUCAAAUGUCCUACGAGACGGAAGGCUAAGGAAUGGAUGGAAUUCAUCCAACAGUUAGCCAACGACAAAGGGAAACCCUUUGUACAGAAGAAUCCCCAUAAAUCGUUUGCUCCGUAUCGGCAAGCGACACUGGCAUCUUGGUAUGUCGAUGGAGCCGGAUAUAUGUCUGCUGUAGCCGAUGCCUUGGAGGGAGCAAAAGAAGAAAUAUUUAUCGCAGAUUGGUGGUUGUCCCCAGAAAUCUUUCUGAAAAGACCAGCAAUUGAUGGAGAUCACUGGAGACUGGAUAAAAUUUUGCAACGAAAAGCUAUGGAAGGUGUAAAGGUGUUCAUCCUGAUCUACAAGGAGGUUGAAUUGGCACUGGGUAUAAAUAGUUUCUACAGUAAACAAAAGCUUGUUGAAAAAUGUCCGGAGAACAUAAAAGUCUUGAGACAUCCCGAUCAUGCGAGAGUUGGAGUCUUUCUAUGGGCGCAUCAUGAAAAAAUUGUGGUUGUAGAUCAAUCACUUGCAUUCUUAGGUGGAAUUGACUUGUGUUACGGACGAUGGGACAAUUCCGAACAUAGGCUUACAGAUUUAGGUUCUGUUCAUCAGUCUAGCGUCUAUAUUCCAACAAAAGGCAAAUUGACGAGUACCAGUAGUAGACCGACAAAAAACCUAAAGGGUCAGAAUCACAUUUUGUUACCCUUGGCAGUAGCAGCAAACACUGUAGCUAUGGCUACAGCAAAAUCAUUGCCAGUUUUGCCAACAACGAGUAGCGAAUCUCAGUUGCCGCAAUUAAAACCCGGAGAUCCGUUACUAUUAUCACCUCCUGAUGUGGUAGAUUAUAUGAAAUGUAACACUCCAGAGUCACAGAGAAGAAAUAUUUUCGAUAUGGCGAAAACGACUGUUGACAAAGUGAGGCAUAAUGUUAGGAUAAAGAGGCAGGAGUGGAUAAACAUGGUGUAUAGUCCAAAUGAAGGGAGUAGCGAUGAAGAAGACCAAGUUGACGGGGCAACUUUGGAAACACCAUACGGAGAUGGAGAGGGCAUGACAUGUGAUACUGCUGACAUUGCCUUUGGCUUGUCAGGAGGUGCUAAACUUUGGCUUGGCAAAGAUUAUACAAAUUUUAUAGUAAAAGAUUUUAAUAAUCUUGACAUGCCUUAUCAAGAUCUAGUAGAUAGGUGUACAACCCCUCGAAUGCCCUGGCACGACAUUGGCGUAAUGGUUCAGGGUGCAAGUGCGAGGGAUGUCGCUCGACAUUUUAUACAGAGAUGGAAUGCUGUUAAGCUAGAGAAAGCAAAAUUGAAUGCGAGUUUUCCGUUCCUGUUACCAAAAUCCUACAACGAUUGCAGCAGCAAUAUUCCAUUCAUACAGUCCACUGCUACGUUCAAAGUCAAAUGCCAAGUAUUAAGAUCUGUUAGUUCAUGGUCAGCGGGUUUUCUCGAACCAGACACAUUGGAGCAAAGCAUACACGAGGCUUACAUCGAAGCAAUAAGUACAGCUAAAAGGUACAUUUAUAUAGAGAAUCAGUUCUUUAUAACACUUGCUUCAGUAGAAGGUGAUAUUGUGAAAAAUCGUAUUGGCGAAACGCUGCUGAAGCGAAUAAUACGAGCCCACAGAGAAGGCUCUGUGUUUAGAGUAUUUGUCGUAAUGCCUUUGUUGCCUGGUUUUGAAGGGGAAGUAGGAGGUACGACGGGAACAGCUUUACGUGCUAUAACGCAUUGGAAUUAUGCUUCCAUAUCAAGAGGAAAAGAUGCAAUUCUGGUUCGUUUGCGGGAAGCUGGUAUACCAGAUCCCAGCGAGUAUAUAACAUUUCAUGGCUUGAGAAACCAUUCGAAACUAAAUGGCUCGAUGGUGACAGAACUCAUCUAUGUUCAUAGCAAAUUAAUGAUCGUUGAUGAUUGUACAGUGAUUUGCGGCUCUGCAAACAUUAAUGACAGAAGCAUGGUAGCUACUAGGGACAGCGAAAUUGCAGUUAUAAUUCAUGAUGAAGAAUUUGAUGAUGGGCGAAUGAAUGGCAUGUCAUUUGCAUGUGGUAAAUAUGGAGCCUCCUUGCGCAAACAGCUCUUCAAAGAACAUCUAGGUGUACAAGAUUUCGAAGAAGAAAUCGGUUUGGAGGACCCGGUGAAGAAAUCUUUCUAUCAUGACAUUUGGCGUGCCAGAAGUCAACUAAAUACCGAGAUGUUUGAAAGAGUUUUUAAUUGCAUCCCAUGCGAUACUGCCGUCAACUUUACCGUGCUGAAAUCAUAUCAGGAUGAUACUCCACUUUGCUUGUCUAAUCCAAUUCAAUCUGAGCAAUUAGUGGCUAACAUUAAGGGGCAUCUUGUGAAUCUACCACUGAACUUCUUGUGCAACGAAGUUCUCACCCCUAAUGUUGGCACGGUUGAAGGGAUUAUGCCAACGUCGUUAUGGGUAUAAAGAGUGUGAGUUCUACUUUCAGAUGACUAAAAUGUAAAAAAAUAUAUCCAUGCAUAACAAU